This is a messenger RNA of Balaenoptera ricei (Rice's whale), 1524 nucleotides long. It is a transcript of the gene TUBAL3, whose product is annotated as tubulin alpha like 3. The record is from RefSeq and is a predicted model, not a curated record. The coding region runs from base 1 to 1524 and encodes 507 amino acids. Gene Ontology annotation, biological process: mitotic cell cycle; microtubule cytoskeleton organization. Lineage: Eukaryota; Metazoa; Chordata; Mammalia; Artiodactyla; Balaenopteridae. The transcript has 4 exons. Gene Ontology annotation, cellular component: cytoplasm; microtubule. Gene Ontology annotation, molecular function: GTP binding; structural constituent of cytoskeleton.
AUGGCGUGGAGGGGGCGGCGCGGUGGCCGGGUACCCGGGAGGCCCGCUGGGAGCCGCACGGCGCCCGGCCGCUUCGGCCCGGAGAAGGGUUCCUGUCAGGAGGGCGCCGCCACCGCCGCCUCAGCCAUCGCCAUCUUCCGGGGUUUGAAAAUGGCGGCUGCGCGGCGACCAGCCAAUCAGGGGACGAGGGAGUGCCUGUCUGUCCACAUUGGCCAAGCUGGCGUCCAGAUUGGGGAUGCCUGUUGGGAGCUCUACUGCCUGGAACACGGAAUCCAGCCAAAUGGCGUUGUUCUCGACGGCAGGCAGGAUCCGCAGGCACGUGCCAAAACGGAGCCUAUGGGUGCAUCUUUCGAUUCCUUCUUUUGUGAGACCAGAGCUGGGAAGCAUGUGCCCAGAGCACUCUUCAUGGACCUGGAGCCAACUGUUGUAGACGAGAUCCGUGCAGGCAGGUACCGCUCACUCUUCCACCCGGAGCAGCUCGUCAGCGGAAAGGAGGAUGCUGCAAAUAACUACGCCCGUGGUCGCUACUCUGUGGGGCCGGAGAUCCUCGAUCUGGUGCUGGAGAGGCUCCGAAAGCUGGCGGAACAGUGCAGUGGUCUUCAGGGAUUUUUGAUUUUCCGAAGUUUUGGAGGAGGCACUGGAUCAGGAUUUACAUCUCUCUUAAUGGAGCAGCUCUCCACAGACUACAGCAUGAAGACUAAACUGGAGUUCUCUGUCUACCCAGCCCCCCGGAUCUCCACGGCUAUAGUGGAGCCUUACAACACCAUCCUCACCACCCAUGCCACCAUAGAGCAUGCGGACUGUACCUUCCUGGUGGACAACGAGGCCAUCUAUGACAUAUGCCAUCGCAAACUUGACGUUGAACACCCCUCUUAUGCCAGCAUCAACAGGCUGCUGAGUCAGGCAGUAUCUUCCAUCACCACUUCCCUCCGGUUUGAGGGGGCCCUGAACGUGGACCUGAUUGAAUUCCAGACCAAUCUCGUACCUUACCCUAGAAUACACUUCCCCGUGACCAGCUUCGCUCCCAUCAUCUCUGUGGACAACGCCCACCACGAGGACCCCUCUGUGUCGGACAUCACAGCUGCUUGCUUCGAGUCCUCCAACCAGCUGGUCAAGUGUGACUCUCGCCUGGGGAAGUACGUGGCCUGCUGCCUGCUCUACAGAGGGGAUGUGGUCCCCAAGGACGUGAACACGGCAAUUGCAGCCAUGAAGACAAGUAACUCUGUCCAGUUUGUAGAUUGGUGUCCAACUGGAUUCAAGGUGGGCAUCAAUGGUCAUCCCCCCCGGGCAGUGCCGGGAGGGGACCUGGCCGAGGUCCAGCGGGCUGUCUGUACGCUGAGCAACAGCACAGCGGUCGUGGAGGCCUGGGCCCGCCUGGGACACAAGUUCGACCUCAUGUACGCCAAGAAGGCGUUUCUGCACUGGUACAUUAGGGAAGGCAUGGAGGAAGGCGAGUUUGUAGAAGCCAGGGAAGACUUGGCAGUCUUGGAGAAGGAUUACGAGGAAGUGGGGCGAAGUUUCUGA